AUGGGAUGUGGUGGGAUUCAUAUCCAUACAGUUUCUCCUGUCUUCCACCUUUCAACAGGAAUUGGGAUUGUAUCUUAUUUGAAACCAUUAAAUGCAUUGAUUGCUUUAAAAGAUUUCAAUGCUAAAUUAUUGGUUACUGGGGCCCCUCCAGAUUAUUUUGACAAAAAUGGCCAGAAUUGGGGGUUUCCUACUUAUAAUUGGGAGGAAAUGUCCAAAGACAACUAUGCUUGGUGGCGUGCUCGCCUUACACAGAUGGGAAAGUACUUUACAGCUUAUAGGAUAGACCACAUCUUAGGCUUCUUUAGAAUUUGGGAACUCCCAGACCAUUCUAUGACUGGUCUAAUUGGAAAGUUCCGUCCAUCUAUCCCUCUAAGCCAGGAAGAACUUGAAAGAGAGGGUAUAUGGGACUUUGAUCGAUUGGCACGCCCUUAUGUUCGAAAAGAGUUUUUAGAGGUAGAGAAAAAAUACCUUUGUGAUUCAAAUUAGUUUCUCAUGGAGAAUUUUGGACUUUUUGCAUUUUU
Molecule: messenger RNA, 521 nt
Organism: Hibiscus syriacus
Lineage: Eukaryota; Viridiplantae; Streptophyta; Magnoliopsida; Malvales; Malvaceae
Product: 4-alpha-glucanotransferase DPE2-like
Exons: 5
Coding region: 1-486 (161 amino acids)
Biological process (GO): carbohydrate metabolic process
Molecular function (GO): 4-alpha-glucanotransferase activity
Source: RefSeq, a predicted model, not a curated record